GUAAAUUCUAACGGUUUCAGAAAAGAAAAAAAAUUUUAAAGAUUCACAUUUGUUAAAUUUUAAAUACGGGGAUUUACGAUAAAAUAUUUUAUUUUUUAAUAGUCAAAAUAAAAAUUGAUAAAAUAGUACUACAAUUAUUUAAACGAUGACGUCGAAAUCACCUGAAGCUCAGGCUUCGAUAGGUGUUCUUCGAGCUCUUUUAAAUGUUCAAAAACACCCUAUACGAUUAUCUGUAUUGCUGAAAGAAUAUAAGGAAAUGGAAGGUAGAAUUUUACCUUAUAGACAAUUUGGGUUUAAAUCGGCUGAAGAAUUUUUGAAAAUGUCAGGGGAAUUUUUAAUGAUGUUUGAUCAAGGAGAGGUGCUAGUUGGAGCUCGUCCAAACAAAGAUUCUGCUCAUAUUGUUAAAAUGGUUGCAUGUCAAAAACCAUCUCGAAAGAGAUCAAACAGAACUUAUAGUAAUAGAAAUCGAAUGCCAAAAAGGGAUGUUCAAAACAAUACUUCAUAUUUAUUUCAGGUUUACCGAAAUUUUGCUUCAUUAGCUAGUUAUGGUAAUUUGGCGAGAAGAACUGCAAAACCAGUCAUGAGAAUUAAUAAUUUUGUAUCUCAAACACAAAAUUCAAAGCCUCAGAAAUUCGUAACCUCAAAAGUGAAUGACCGGUUAGUAGCAAAAAAUUUAGUGCAAAAGGACGGAGAACAACUGAAAGAAAAACCUGUUCAAUCAAAAAUAUCGCCAUUUCUGCAGGUUAUUCCAAAAAAAGAUGGUUCCCAAAAUUUAACAACAAGUAAAAGUAGUGCCCACAACUUAAAUAAAGUUGGUGAAACAAGUUCCAAAAAUUCAGAACGAGAUGAAAAUUCAAGGUAUAAUUUUGCCACUACAAAAGAGCAUACAAUUUCGGUGAGCGAGAGCGAUUCUAAAAUUUCUAAUGAAAAUAACUUAAACAAUAUGAAACAAAAUGAAUUUUUAUGCAAUAAAGCGCGUGCUUUAAAGAAAUUGAUAAAUAAUGUAGAAAAUAAUAGUUUUAAAAAUUUGACGGAGCACACUGUUGCUGUUUCAAACAAGGAGAAUUUGCAAACACCUUUUGAAAACACAAUCAUAGAUCCAAAUAAAGAAGUGUAUUCAAACCUAUUGACACCACCAGUUUCACCAUUAAAUGAAAAACUUGAUGUGCAAACAAAACUAUCUAGUGUAUCAGCAAAUGUUUUAACUGAUACCACCGUUAGAGUAAUAAAUGAAAAUAAUAAAGAUUUAGGAGAAAAGUGUUUAAAACCGAAAAUUUCGCCAACAGAAAAAUAUGAAUUUAACUUCAAAUUAAAUCCAGUAACGUCAUUGGAACAAUAUUGUUUGGCACGUGGAUUUGAAGAGCCUCGAUAUGAUUCAAAAUAUUAUAAUGGAUUGCUUUUCAGCGUAAUGAUUAAUGGGAAGAAGUAUACCACUUAUCCGAAAUUCUUCAAUGAUAUGCAAAUAGCCAAAAAUGCAUGUGCAGCUAUUGCAAUUGAAGAAAUUAAAUUAGAGGAAUCUAAAAUUGCAAAAUACCCAGUUUCUACAAAUUCUGAUUCAGAUUUGUUACUAAAAAUUUAUGAAGAGCUAAAAAUCAAUCAUACAAGUGGUAUCUUUGUAAAAAUGUUUCCAAAGUUUUUUGAAUUAAAAUUUCAGCAAAGUUUACCAGAUCAUUGGUUUUCGUUAGUUGAAAGUUCGAAGUAUUUUCUAAUAGAAUCCACAGUGGAUUUCGAAAAUGCAAUAUUAGUUGCUAAUUUAAAUCUUGAAGAUUCAGAUAAUUUAGAAGAAAUGAGCGGAUCGAUUCUUGAGUCAAUAACCUUACCGUGGGAUAAGAAAUAUUGGAAUCUAUAUAUAACACAUUGCGAAUCUCCCGCAACAAUAUGGGCUCGUAUAAUAGAUAACAAUUAUAGUCAAAAGUUGGAAACAUUGUUAAAUCAAAUUGAACAAAAAAUGUUAAAUAAGAAAACACAACCCGACUCAAUAUUGACUGGACAGCAUUAUUUAGUUUCAAUGUCCGAGACGUGGCAUCGAGUUUAUUUGCAAAAAAUGAAUGAUGAAAUUAAUCGUUGCUUAUGCUUUUUUAUAGACUUUGGGGAUAAAGAUUGGGUGUCAAUUGAUGAGCUCUAUGUGUGUGAUAAAGAAUUUUUAAAACUUCCACCACAGGCCAUAUCAUUUAGUCUUUUUGGUUUACAAGACUUUACUGAAAAUCCAAUUGCCAAUAAGUGUCUUAAUGAAACAAUUAUGGGUGCAUCAUUAGUAGCUGAAAUUCUUACAAAGAAAGAAAUUUAUGAAUCAAAUGAGUCUAAACAAAUUGACAUUGUGUUGUAUGACACGUCAUCACAUAUAGAUAUUAUUAUAAAUGAAGUUUUAAUUGAAAGAAUAUGUGCUGGUGUGCCAAUACCAGAAUUAAAACAAAAUAGUCCUACCAACGUCAAUAUUACACAUAUUACUGAUAGGGGUGAUAUUUAUUUACAGAUUUUAGAUUCUAAUUUUUACUAUCUACAGAAACUUAUUUUGCAAUUGAUUGAAUCAAAGUUCCAACAUGAUCAGUAUAAAGUCAAGUUAGAAGAAUUAAAUCUAUCAAAUUUAUAUUUGGUAGCCGAUGAAGGGAAAUGGUAUAGAGGAUCUCUAGUUGAUAUUGAUGUAAAAAAUCGAAAUGCAAAAGAAUUCAAGAUAUUUUACGUUGAUUAUGGGCUAACAAAGCAAGUUAACAUUUCAAAUAUAUUUUCCUUGGAAUCUCUGAGCACAGCUUUGAACCGCUACCCAAGACAAGCAAUAAAAACAAAAAUGUAUAAUAUGCCACCGUCAAAUGAAUUUGUGUUAAAUAAACUAAAAUCUAUGUUACCAGAUAACUCUUUAGCUAUAGUUAAAUCAGUAGUUAAUGAAUUUAAUUUAAAUGGAAUUCCCCAAGUAAUAGUUUUUAUACGAAUUGAAAAGAAUCAAAGUUUAUGUAACGUUAAUGAUGCAAUACGAAUAGAAUAUGAGCUCAUCUCGAACGAUGUAAGUAGUGAUGUUUUAAUUAAUGAAUCUUCAUCAUCUUCAAUAAGUCAACCGACGCCAGAGUAUGAAAUGUUACCAAUUGAAUUACACUCAAAUAUUAAUUUACCGGAAAAAGGUGAAAUAUUCAACGUUUUGGUAACGGUUGUGACAAGCCCUUUUGACUUUUAUAUAAGACCCCAAGAAGACAGUUUGCAAUAUGAAAAUAUGAUGACAAUAUUACAAAAUCAAUGUCAAAAUAACAAGGAAGUCGUAUCUGCUGAUAUGAUAGAACCUGGUGAAGCUUAUGCAGCAUGUCUUAAAGAUGGAAUAUAUUACAGAUGCAUCAUAGAAAAGUCGCUGUUUGACAAAAAAUGUUCCGUUUAUUUUUGUGAUCGUGGCGAUAGGGAUAUAAUUGACAUUAAAUCGCUCUGCUCAUUACCAGGCAAAUGUCGUGAUUUACCAACACAGGCUAUUAAAGCUAAAUUACAUGGCAUCAUACCUAUUAAAGAGAUAUGGUCACAAAAGGAUAAUGAUCGUUUUUAUGAGCUAACUGCAGGAAAAAAUUUUAUUGCAGUUGUAAAACAUAUUUUAUUCGAUCAUCUUGAUUCUUACAGAAAUUCAAAAGUUUUAGAAUUGAAAUUGAUAGAUCAAUCAAAUGAUGUAAUAGUGCACGAAAUUUUGCUGGAAGAAAAUCGUGCAAUUUUAUCUUAAUCUGAUUUAUUAAAAUCUAAUUUAGAAAUUUUAAAAUUUUAGGAAAAUUUCAUUUUUUCUAAUAUUUUUCUUUAUGUUUAUUCCUCUUCAAUUUGAUUAAAUUAAAUAAUCAAAAGAACCGUAUUUAAUGUUAAAAGCAAGAAAUUCUA
Molecule: messenger RNA, 3837 nt
Organism: Condylostylus longicornis
Lineage: Eukaryota; Metazoa; Arthropoda; Insecta; Diptera; Dolichopodidae
Product: tudor domain-containing protein 7B-like
Exons: 12
Coding region: 146-3688 (1180 amino acids)
Biological process (GO): spermatogenesis
Source: RefSeq, a predicted model, not a curated record